Cydia splendana is the source of this 2436-nucleotide messenger RNA. RefSeq names its product transcription cofactor vestigial-like protein 4 (gene Tgi). The record is from RefSeq and is a predicted model, not a curated record. Gene Ontology annotation, molecular function: transcription coactivator binding. NCBI's taxonomy places the organism in Eukaryota, Metazoa, Arthropoda, Insecta, Lepidoptera, Tortricidae. Gene Ontology annotation, biological process: negative regulation of DNA-templated transcription. The transcript is spliced from 5 exons. The coding region runs from base 359 to 1333 and encodes 324 amino acids.
CGAGGGUUCGAAGGAAGCGCCGCAACGUCCGGCCGCGUGGAUGUAGCGUGAUGCUCUUUUUGCUUUUCGGUUUGUUUUUUGUUCAUCUCAUUUAUUUAUUCCGAUGUAAUCUCUUCCAGCUCGUUUUUUGUUCAGUCGGCCUUCAGUGUUACCUGUGCCGGGACGCCAAUGCCUUGUCUAUCGGUUCGCUCCCCAUUGCCCUUGGAUAAUCAGUGUUUUUGCCAAUUCAAUCUCAUUAGCUGGUGUGAAAGUGCUUAGCGAUUACAUGCGGUUUUUGGUGCUCCAUUUUCAAGAAUAUGUUCUUGUGGUUCAGCGUUAGGUGCACUAGUGUUUGAUUGUGUGUUGCCCGCGGGCUGUGAUGAUGGAAUCGUUGGAUUAUCUGCUGCUUCUUGCUCGGACUUCGUUGCACAACCUUGAUCUUCUACAAAUGGAACCUCCUCAUUCGCCCAAGUUCAAUCUGCCUCUGUGGCAGCCGUGGGUAGCAUCUCCUCAAAAAGAAACUCCAAGCACAGCUUCGAGCGGCGAGUCGGAGGGUGACCGGACACUGUCGCCAGAAACGACGCGUGCUCAGCCGAAGGAGCUUACGGGCAAGUGGAGGCGCGAGCGCCGAACCAGGCAGCCCGACUACAGGCCCAGAGAAAACGGCAAGAUGGCGCUCCGCUCGCAGUCGUUCAACGAGCGGCGGAGCGGCCCCGCGCUGGCGCGGGCGCCGCACAGCGACGGCGAGCUGGAUGACGAGGACGCGCCCGCCAACCUGACUACUAAUGGGAAAGCGCCCCCCGAGUACCCCGGCAAGCACGAGGCGCCUAUCGACAUGCGGCUGCGCUCGCGGCCCGCGCCGCCGCCCUACAACCGGCCCUCCGUCAUCACCAAAAGCGACACGCCGCCUGGUUCAAUGUCGAUGUGCGACCCGGUAAUCGACGAGCACUUCAGGCGGUCGCUCGGCGACGACUACAUGAACCUGUUCAAAAAGAACACUGAGAACAGCCAGCCCGGCCCCAAGCCCAACACCAAGGACCGCGCCAGCAGCCCCAUCCAGUUCAAACCCGAGGAGCCGCCCAAACCCGCCAAAAUCAUCGCCAUGGAGGUCGACGACGCCUCUCUCUCCGUCGACGACCACUUCGCCAAGGCCCUAGGUGACACGUGGAGGCAAAUACAAACCUCAAGGUUAAGGGAAACAGAGAAAACUCAAGCCAAAGGCGGCGUCGACGACCACUUCAGCAAAGCGCUCGGCGACACGUGGAAGAAAAUACAAAACCCGAAACUCAAUCUCGACGAUGAGAAGAAAGAUCAAACGACGAAAAUUAUUUCGAGGAGCGGCGUCGUGAUAUAAUAGCGUCGUUGCGGCCUGGCGGUUCCGUUAACGACUCGGUCUUUACGAGUCAUUUCAUGAUACUAGCUUGAGUAUCAAUAAAUUCCCACUUGUUUAAUGUUAAGCUAUUUACCGUGAGCGCGGUGGCUCGUAACGUUUACGUUCGACGUCCGAAUCCAUGACAAUCUGUUACCUAAUUAGGCUUUGGGAAGUAUUUUUUUAAAGUUAUUUAGUCAAUUAGUAGUCACCAGUUACACUAUAUAAGUUAUUACCUCAAUAUAAACGCUUCUGCACGAUUCACUGUACUUAGGAUUAAGUGUUGUAAAUAUUAGUCACCUACUGUUAUUUAAGCUUUAGCGUUCGGCGGGGUAAAGAUGUCGUGUGUAACUAUUCUUGUAACUGUAAUGUUCCUCAUAUAAUAUAAGUUAGGUUUCAGUGGAUUCUUAUUCGAAUAAGCGACAAUGAAGUACCCAUCGAAAUUGAAUGUCAGUACCUACUAUAUGUAAAUAAGGAUAAGUAAAUAUAGGAUAUAUUUAUAGCUAAAGAUUUCAUUGUACUCUGAUUGUGUUAUGAGCGUACAUAGUACAUAAUAACUAUAAAAUUAGAUAGGGCUAAAUCAAUGGACUAAAAGGGGUUCCUAUCAUAGAUAGCUGUUGUAUCAGACAUUUUUCCGAUUUUGCUUAAGGGAUAAUAUUUAUGUCGAGAACUGAAGAUAACUGGAUUUACAGAGUUUGUAAAAAACCUCAUUUGGAUCAAAUUAACUGAGUUUUGUAGGGUGAUAGAAUCUAAUUCAGGUAAUAAACUUCUAUACCCUUAAUGGUAAUAAGGGUGGACGCCAUCUACACCAAAGCCAAAUUAUUCAAAAGUUUGUAGCUGUUUGCUCCAACACCAAGGGUAUGUCCGUGCAACGUCAGAUCAAAAAUGUUAAAGGCCUUACUACAGUAAAUACUCACCAAUAUCAAUUUCCAUUUAUUUAGAGAUGGAUAAGAUGGCAAGUACUACAUAAUAACCGUUUAUAAUUUAAACGUCGAGUUGUAAUUAUACCUAUCAUUAAAGUCUUAAGACGUUGUCACGUGAAACUUUAAGAGGCUUUUAAAUAUUUCUGCUUACAAUAUUCAUUUACG